AUGUUGAUACUCGUAGAAACAGCAGCAGGGUAUGGAUUAUUCAAAGUUGAGAACAACAAACUAAUCGAAUCAGAUGUAAAAGAUAUUGAAAAAUGUUUUCGAAACUCUGAGGAAGCGAGAAAAAAUGUAUCAUUAUACAGCUUUAGUAAAUUUAAAAAGUUUCAAAAUGCCUUUGAUGAAACGAGCAAAUUAAUGGAAUCCAAGUUGGGAAAAGGACUGAAAAAGUUUUUAAAGAAAAAUAUAGUGAAGCCAAAAUUAAAUGAAACGCUCGCAUUAUGUGAUAAAACAUUAGGAGGACUAAUAAAAAAAAAAUAUAAUAUAAAUGUAACUUAUACGAAUUCUACACAGGAAAUAAUUCGAGGAAUUAGGACACAUCUAUAUGAAUAUCUAGUAGGUGUACAAGAAGAAGAUGCAAAAUUGUUAAAAUUGAGUUUAUCUCAUUCUUUGAAUCGAUUCAAAUUAAAAUUUAGUGCAGAUAAAGUCGAUGUAAUGAUUAUACAAGCUGUUGGAUUGUUAGAAGAUUUGGACAAAGAAAUCAAUGUUUUUUCUAUGCGUUUAAAAGAAUGGUAUGGGUGGCAUUUUCCAGAAUUAGGUAAAGUAAUAACAGAUAAUAAAAUUUACGCAAAAUGUGUUAAGUUAAUUGGAUUCCGAAGUAAUGCAAAAAAUGUAAAUUUGUUAGAAGAAACAACAGAAGAAAUUCAAAAGGAAAUAAAACAGUUAGCAGAAAUUUCCAUGGGUACAGAAAUAGAAGAUGAUGAUUUAGUUUGUAUAAACGAAUUAGCAGAUAGAUUAUUAGAAUUAACUGAAUAUAGAGAAUCUUUAGCUACGUAUUUAAAAUAUAGAAUGAACUCCAUUGCACCGAAUUUGACCUAUUUAGUCGGUGAUUUAAUAGGUGCCAAAUUAAUUGCAAAAGCAGGUUCCCUGAUGUCUUUAGCCAAACAUCCAAGUUCAACUUUACAAAUUUUAGGCUCAGAGAAAGCUUUAUUUAGAGCCUUAAAAACGAAAUCGAAAACACCAAAAUAUGGUUUAAUUUAUCAUGCUACUUUAGUAGGACAAUCAACACCCAAAUUGAAAGGAAAAAUCAGCAGAUCCUUAGCAGCCAAAUUGUCCUUAUGUACAAGGGUUGACGCUCUUGGGGAUUUUUCAGAACCAUCAAUCGCUAUAACAUGUAAAACACUUUUAGAGAAAAGGUUAGAAUAUAUAACAAACAAUCUGCAGAAAAAAAUGAAUAACCCAAAGAAUUCUAAAUUGCAAUUCCAAAUGCAAAUGCAACAAAGCAAAUAUAACCCAAACCAAUCCAACGGUGAUCAGAAUAACAAUAACAAUAAUAAUAAUCAAUUUAACAAGAAGAAGGAUUUCCGAUUUAAUAAGAGAGAAGCUGAUUGGAAUAACAAGAAGUUUAUUAAGAAGCAAAAGAGAAAGUGA
Plasmodium gonderi is the source of this 1425-nucleotide messenger RNA. RefSeq names its product nucleolar protein 5. Lineage: Eukaryota; Apicomplexa; Aconoidasida; Haemosporida; Plasmodiidae. The coding region runs from base 1 to 1425 and encodes 474 amino acids. Gene Ontology annotation, cellular component: small-subunit processome; box C/D methylation guide snoRNP complex. The transcript has a single exon. Gene Ontology annotation, molecular function: snoRNA binding. The record is from RefSeq and is a predicted model, not a curated record.